This is a messenger RNA of Arachis stenosperma, 4605 nucleotides long. Its product is annotated as putative disease resistance protein At3g14460. The coding region runs from base 189 to 3893 and encodes 1234 amino acids. The transcript is spliced from 2 exons. NCBI's taxonomy places the organism in Eukaryota, Viridiplantae, Streptophyta, Magnoliopsida, Fabales, Fabaceae. The record is from RefSeq and is a predicted model, not a curated record. Gene Ontology annotation, biological process: defense response to other organism. Gene Ontology annotation, molecular function: ADP binding.
UCAUCAUUCAUCAAGUCAAUUUUAGUCACCACACAAAUCAAACAUUCCCUUAGCUCCUGUUUGCGAAAAAAACCCAGAGAGUACAUUGCAAACUGUGAACCCUUCUUCUCUCGUCCUUCACCUUUCUUUCUUUCUUUCUUUCGUUCUUUCUUUCUUGUGAUCUCAUCUGUUGCACUUGAGAUCCAAUCAUGGCUGUAAAAUUUGAUGGUGGAGCUUAUCUCACUUCCUUUGUUGAUGCUAUUUUGGAGAAGCUUUCUCCAAUACUUGAAGACGACUCAUUUGUGGAAAGGAACAUCUUGCUUGGAAGGUUAGAGAAAAGUCUGUAUGAGGUUGGACCUGUUCUUGAUGAUGCUGAGCAGAAGCAGUUCACUGACAAGAGAGUCAAGAAGUGGCUUGUUGAUCUCCAAGAUGCUCUCUAUUUUGCUGAUGACUUGCUCGAUGAGAUCUCCACUAAAGCUGCCAUCGCCGCCACUCAAAGGGAUCCAGGUAACUCUUCUUCCUGGUCUGGUGUUGUUGAUUCAUAUAUUGAAGAUACUGGUGACAUGGAAAAAGUAGUUGGUACACUAGAGUCUGUUGUAGCAAAGAAACAUUAUCAUCGUCUGAAAGAGUGCCCCAAGGUGGACACGUCGUCAUGGAGAAUUCCAUCCACAUCUCUCGUUGUAAGUUCUGACAUUUUUGGUCGGGACGAAGACAAGGAGAAGAUAAUCAAAUUGCUGUUAGAUGAUACUCGUCAUGCUGUGACUGUCAUCCCCAUUGUGGGUAUGGGCGGAAUAGGAAAAACUACUCUGGCUCAACUGGUUUACAGUGAUGUCAAAGUGGUGGAAAAUUUUGACACGAGAGUAUGGGUGUGUGUUGCUGAAAAUCCAGACCCUGUUCAUGUUACAAGGACAAUAAUAGGAGCAAUAGAUUCCCGUCUCUGUACUAUGGACAAUUUUAAUUUUCUUCAGACUAAUUUGAAGGAAAAGUUAACAGGAAAGACAUUCUUAGUUGUUUUAGACGAUGUCUGGCAUGAUCAACAAGACACAUGGGAGGAUUUCCUGAAACCUUUUCGGAAUGGGAAUAAUGGAAGUAAAAUUCUCUUAACAACGCGUAAUGAAAAGGUUGCUUCUGUGUUCACAGCUCCUAAUGGACAUUAUCAACUAAGUUUAUUGUCAGGCGAAGAUUGUUGGUCGGUGUUUUUGAAGCAUUCAUCCGUUUCUACUAAUUCCAAACAAUAUGCAACUCUAGAACCAAUUGGUAGAAAAAUUGUUGAAAAGUGUAAGGGGUUACCUUUGGCUGUGAAGACACUUGGAGGUUUACUGCGCAAUAAGUAUAAUGUAAGGGAUUGGGAGAAUAUACUUGAAAGUGAAAUUUGGGAACUCUCGGUGGAUGAAAGUAAGAUUGUUCCUGCACUAAGAGUUAGCUAUCACUACCUCCCUUCACAUUUAAAGCGGUGCUUUGUUUAUUGCUCAUUGUUUCCUGAAGAUUAUCGAUUUGUCAAAGAUGAAUUAAUCUUGCUGUGGAUGGCUGAAGGUCUCUUACAACCAAUGGAAAACAACACAUUAGAAAAUAUUGGUUGUGCAUAUUUUGAUGAAUUAGUUGCAAGAUCAUUUUUUCAACUUUAUAGCCCCGGUGCUGGGUUAUUUGUAAUGCACGAUCUCAUGCAUGAUCUAGCGACGUUUUUUGCUGGAAAAUUCUUUUCCAGAGUCGACAAAUUUGGCAAUCCACACAUGGCAGAUAGCAAAACUCGUCAUUUGUCAUAUUGGGAUCCAAUCUCGAGAUUUCUAGAGGCCUAUAAUGGAGCGAUAUAUGUGAGAACAUUUCUACAUGUUCGUGUUCAAUCAUGGCUAAAACAAUUAAGGUGUUUAAGAGUUUUGUCAUUUGGUCCCUUUGAAAUUCUGUCAUUACCUGAUUCAAUAGGUGAGUUGAUCCAUUUGCGUUAUUUGGAUCUCUCUGAGACACCUAUUGUGACAUUGCCUGAAUCAUUGUGUAAAUUAUACAAUCUCCAAACUUUGAAGUUGUGGGGUUGUAAGAAGCUAGAGAUGCUUCCCAGCGGCAUGCAAGAUCUUGUGAACCUACGCCAUCUUGAUAUCGGGGGAGCUCAUAGUUUACAAGAGAUGCCAAAAGGAAUGAGUAAGUUAAAGCAUCUGAAUUUCUUAAGUGGUUAUAUUGUCGGGGAGCAAGUGGAGAAUGGGAUAAGAGAACUGGGAGCACUUGACGAUCUUCAUGGCUCACUUUGCAUUUCCAAAUUAAAGAAUGUGAAAGACAGCGGUGAAGCUUUGGAGGCAAAGAUGGGUAACAAGAAGCACAUCAUCAUUUUAGACUUGAAAUGGUUUCGAGAAGAUGAUGAUGAUGAUGAUGUUGACAAAUGGCUUGGAGAAGACGACUACGACGAAGAGAAGGAGGAGGAUGAUUGUGGUGGUGGUGGUGAUACUGUUGAUGUUGAAAAAGAGAGAGAUAUACUUGACAAGUUACAACCUCACCGAAACUUGGAGUGGUUAUCAAUUUAUAGGUACAGGGGUGAAACAUUCCCCGAUUGGUUAGGCCUUCCUUGCUACUCCAAUAUGACUACAUUGAUUCUGUUUGUCUGUAAGAAUUGCCGUCAGGUUCCUUCACUGGGACAGUUACCCUCUCUGCAGUAUCUGGCGAUACGUGGACUUCAUGGGUUGGAGAGAAUUGGUGGUGAGUUUUACAACAAAGCUGAAUCAUCUCAUCAGGGCACACCCUUCAGAUCUCUGGAGAGUCUGAUAUUUAAUGGAAUGCCUCGCUGGCGAGAGUGGCACAUUCCUCAUGACUUUGAUGGAUUUCCAAAACUUAAAACCCUUUCCAUACUCAAGUGUCCGGUGUUAAGUGGAGAUCUGCCUGCUCACCUUCCAGCUCUGGAGGAACUUAUCAUUUGGAAAUGUGAAGAGCUUGCGUGUUCACUUCCGAGAGCUCCCAAGCUUCGCCAAUCAAUUAUAGCCGGUUCCGGGAUGAAGGAUCCGGAAGAUGACGAGAUAAUAAUUUCAAAAACUCAGCAGGCGAAGUCCGUAUUGGAGUGCCUGCUCCACAUCCAAUCGCCUUCGUGUCUCCGACGUUUGAGAAUCCACAAGUGUUCGUCAGCCAUAUCAAUUUCAGGAGACUAUUUGCCGGAUUCAUUACAAUUUCUGAAAAUCUCGGGUUGUUCAAACUUAACAAUCUCAGAGCCACUGCAACACAAGUCCCUAACGGAGGUAGUUGUGAGCAAGUGUGAUUCACUGACGAUGUUUCCAUUGGGGGCCCUUCCAAAUCUCAAGGCACUCCGUAUCUCAAGUUGCCGCCGUUUAGUAUCUGUGCCGGCGCUAGGCUUUGCUGCACCCCACCUAGAGGAACUGUAUAUGCGGGAUUGCCCAGAAAUGGAUUGUUUUGGAGAGGAGUGGCUCCCGCCGAGCUUGACAUCUCUUUGGAUCUUUAAUUGCGAGAAAGUAGGGAGGUGGAUAACAUCAAAGGGUUUGCAGAGUGAAGGCCUUACCCAUCUUUUCCUUCGACAAUGGAAUGAAGUUAAGUCGUUCCCCAGAGAGGGUUGCCUUCCUGCUUCCCUCCAGUCUCUAUAUUUGGAGUCCUUUUCAAAUCUGGAGACUCUAGACUGCAAAGGGCUUCACCAACUCACCUCCCUCCAAGAAUUAUCAAUUGUUUGGUGUCCAAAGCUGGAGAAUAUCACACAACAAAACCUGCCUGCCUCCAUAUCAAAACUCAUCAUCACCGGAGAAUGUCCUUUGAGGAGCAAGCUGGAAGAGAUGAACGACCCACGGAUUCAAUUCGACGCAGGUAAUUGGUUUUGCUCUCAUCUUCCCCAUACUCACUGCACGCCCUCCAGUUACAAUGCUAAUAUGUUAUGGAGGAGGCACGAUCUAUUGCUGAACUCACAUAUGGAACAUCAAAGUGGAUUAUCCUAGUAGACAUACUGUGCCUUCUCAUUUUGCUGUUUUAAUGGAAGCCGAAGAGAGAACUUCUGUGUCUGUGGUUUCACGACUGAGAAUAGCAGCAACAGUCUAAAGCCUGAGAAUGUUGAAGAAGUUCACGACUGAGAAGUGGUCAAUGGCACAUAAUCCAGUCUUACAGAAUAUAUCUGAACAUUUUAAUUUUUAAAUUCGAUUUUCUUUUUGCGAGGGAUAGAAUAAUUAAGAAUAAAUUGCUUGUGUCUCACAUGAAACCAAUGCCAAAUCUGUUUCUGAAAAUUGUGAGUUUUUACCAAGGAAUACCCUGAGUUUGAGGUGGGGAUGUUAGGACUUUCGAGUUCCUUUGUAACUUUCUAUUCUGUAUUUUUAGUCAGGGUGUUAGUGUCUUUUUUACACUUUCUGUUUUGAGUCUUGUUUGAAACUCUUUCUACAUAUGUAUCUUGUGCAUAACGAAUGAGGCCAUUCAGUUUCAUAUCAUCUACUGUCUCACAAAGUCUUUGAGCAAUUUUUUUUCAACACAUUUUGGUUUACAUUUUUAUUUUGCAACUCCUUCAACAAUGCCUAGUGUCAAUAGGGGCAUCGAGAUAUCGAAGUGAGAGAUAAUAUAGUUUCUGUUUGCCUAGUUUGGUUAUGCAACUUUUAUUUACUCACUAUUUGUGAUGUAAAUUUGUGUUCUCUACUUUAUUUGUAGAAAUGUGAGCCUAUAUGA